UGAUGACAUGUAAGAAUAGAAUUGGUUCCAAGCGUCAUGGCCUCACCACCUUAACCACGUUGUCGGCAGAUUGCAAGUUGCAGCCAUGCAUCCUUUUCAUCUUUUCGCUUUCUGGCAACAGAAUUCGCGCUUUUGGCCGCGCAAAUCCUUUGAUUACAACGACCAAAAUCCACUCAUUUCGCCAACUCUAAUACCCCAUAAUCAGUAAUCGCCAGAAAGCACUUCACUCUUCCAAGGACUUCAAUUCACUCCAUAGAGUCUUUCAGAGGCCCAAAGAUGGCGUUUUUGUUUGGAAUAGUGAUCGGAAUCGCAUUCGGGUUGGCUUUAGUUAUCGCGUUUGUGAAGUCGGAAAACAGUCGGUCCAAACGCCGUUGUGAACUGGCUACUACGGUUGCGGCGUAUGCAAGAAUGAGCGUGGAAGAUUCCAGAAAGAUCUUCACCCCUGACCAGUACCCUUCUUGGGUUGUCUUCUCUAAGUACCAGAAGUUGAAGUGGCUAAAUAGUCAUCUCGAAAAGAUCUGGCCAUACGUGAAUGAGGCGGCGUCGGAGUUGAUUAAGAUGAACGUCGAGCCUGUUCUGGAAUCAUACAGGCCAGUGAUUUUGGCAUCAUUGAAAUUUUCAAGGUUCACUCUUGGUACUGUUGCCCCACAGUGCACAGGAAUUUCUAUCAUUGAAGAUGGAAGUGAAGGGAUUACCAUCGAGUUACAGGUGCAGUGGGAUGGAAAUCCGAGUAUAAUACUUGAUAUUAAGACUUAUCUCGGUGUUGCACUACCUGUGCAGGUGAAAAACAUUGGGUUUACAGGGGUUUUCAGGCUGAUCUUAAGGCCGCUUGUAGAUGAGCUUCCUUGCUUUGGAGCUGUAUGUGUUUCUCUAAGACACAAGAAAAAGCUGGAUUUUACGCUCAAAGUAAUUGGCGGUGAUCUGACAGCAAUACCUGGCGUCUCUGAUGCGAUUGAGGGCACAAUACGAGAUGCUAUUGAAGAUUCUCUCAUGUGGCCUGUUCGGAAAGUUAUUCCCAUUUUACCUGGGGAUUACAGUGACCUUGAACUGAAGCCAGUUGGAUUGUUGGAGGUUAAACUUAUUCAAGCAAAGGGGUUAACAAAUAAGGACAUAAUUGGGAAAUCUGAUCCUUAUGCAACAUUAUAUGUACGCCCCUUACGUGAUAAAACAAAAAAGAGCAAAACAAUUAACAAUGACUUGAACCCAGUUUGGAACGAGCAUUUUCAGUUUGUUGUUGAAGAUCCAUUAACACAGCACUUGGUGGUAAAGAUCUACGAUGAUGAAGGGCUUCAGUCAAGCGAGUUGAUUGGAUGUGCUCGUGUCAGUUUGAACGAGCUCGAGCCCUGCAAAGUUAAGAAUGUAUGGCUGGAGCUCGUGAAAGACUUGGAGGUUCAAAGAGACCAAAAAUAUCGGGGGCAGGUGAACUUGGAGCUGUUGUACUGCCCCAAUGGCAUGAAGAAUGGGUUUAUGAACCCUUUUGUCGAGGACUACUCCAUGACCGCAUUAGAGAAAAUUUUCGAAAGUGAGGCAGAAGCUACAGAAAAUGGAGCUGAUAUGAACAAAAGAAAGGAGGCCAUUGUGCGAGGCGUACUUUCUGUUACUGUCAUUUCUGCUGAUGACCUUGCUCCCACAGAUCUAAUGGGAAAGGCCGACCCGUAUGUUGUGCUUUCUUUGAAGAAAGCCGGAAUCAAGAACAAAACCAGGGUUGUAACAGACAAUCUGAAUCCUGUCUGGAAUCAGACUUUCGACUUUGUUGUUGAGGAUGGAUUGCAUGAUAUGCUGAUUAUAGAAGUAUGGGAUCAUGACACGUUCGGAAAGGAUUAUAUGGGGCGGUGCAUCUUAACUUUGACGAGGGUUUUGUUAGAAGGCGAAUACAAAGAAACGUUCGAACUAGAUGGAACGAAAUCAGGAAGAAUCAACCUGCAUCUCAGGUGGACACCACAGCCAAUUUUCAGGGACACUUAGGUGUGAAAUGGUGAAUGCAGCCUCAUGUGAAGUUGCCCUCUUUGGCCCCCUUUCAAGCUCUGAUCUGCAGAGGAUGCUGCUCUAAUCUUAUUUGGGGGACUAUAAAUAACAUUUGGCUUGAAAGGUUGUGGAAUUGAAGUAAAUAUAAUAUCUGUUGUACGUAUAUAUAUAUUAACUGUUUAAUUAAAAUCAGAGAUUCUGA
This is a messenger RNA of Ipomoea nil (Japanese morning glory), 2167 nucleotides long. Its product is annotated as synaptotagmin-5-like. Gene Ontology annotation, molecular function: lipid binding. Gene Ontology annotation, cellular component: endoplasmic reticulum. The transcript is spliced from 13 exons. Bases 277 to 1965 code for a protein of 562 amino acids. Lineage: Eukaryota; Viridiplantae; Streptophyta; Magnoliopsida; Solanales; Convolvulaceae. The record is from RefSeq and is a predicted model, not a curated record.